ACGGAAGUCUCGGUCGAUGAUCGAGAUAUUGCUGAAUCAGGUUGGCUUGGUCGUGAGACAGGUGUCAUGUCCGAAGCCGUAACCGAUGCACGAGAUUGUCGGUCUGAAUGUGAAACGAUUGCCUCCUCCGAAACCGCAUCAGGAGGUAGUGGUUACCGACUUCGAUGUGUGGGUGAAACCUCAUUCGGAAUCAUGGCAAACUGUGAAGACCGCCAGCUAAGACGUGAGGCAGAUGCGUCGUCUCCAGUUGUGGCACUGGGAGAAUAUUGUGAGCCUGAACGUGAGACGCGCGCCUCGUUUUGA
Messenger RNA from Echinostoma caproni, 303 nucleotides. NCBI's taxonomy places the organism in Eukaryota, Metazoa, Platyhelminthes, Trematoda, Plagiorchiida, Echinostomatidae. The record is from the annotation of a GenBank genome assembly.